UGUCGACGUACAAGUCUGCACCUGCACUGCAUCUGGAGGUCUGGCACCUUCCCCGAAACUAGCAGACGGCAGAGAGGCGACAAAGAGGUGUGGCUGGAAAUACUAGACGCGUAGGAAAGAUGACGGAUAGACUGCCAGCCGUUCAACUUCCGACACACGCUGAACCAACCUACACCAGAAGCCUGCCAGCCCGCCAGCCCGCCCUCCUUCCUUAUUCCUACGCCUGCGGACUUGUUCGCCUUGGCACAGAAACCCAAUGGCCCGCCCUUAUCGCGUCUGUUCUGCCCUAAUCGCUGUCGGCUGCGCGGGCCGAGCAGGUGCGUCUACCGAACCUUCGUCUUUUUUUCUGUAUCGCGACUGCCUUUUCGCGACGCCUUCCUAACUGUUCCUCACUCACAACCUAUCACACCAUGUCUACCGUCACACCGUCACCUGAGCUCCUCGCUCUCGUAAACGACUUUCUCGCAAGCAAUGGUUUCGAGAAGGCUGCCAAGGCUGUCCAGAAGCAGGCCGAGGCCAAGGGUCUUGCACUCCCCAAGGACACCAAGACUACCCUGACCGCCCUGUUCGAUGCCCGUCCCAAGGAGGCCGCUACUCCCGCUACUGCCGACGACUCCUCCGAUGCCAGCGAGAGCAGCGACUCUUCCGAUUCCGACUCCGAGAGCGAGUCUGAGAAGAAGACCCCUAAGAAGGACGCCUCCAAGAAGCGCAAGGUCACUCCUCCUUCAUCUAGCUCUUCAGACUCGUCCAACUCGUCAGGAGAUGAGAAGCCCGCGGCAAAGAAGACCAAGACCAUCAAGAAGGCCGACACCUCUUCAGACUCUUCCUCCGCAUCGUCUUCGUCCGAAAGUGAGGACAGCAGCGACUCUUCCGAUUCGAGCGACAGCGAUUCAUCCGACUCCGACUCCGACUCCGACUCCGACUCGUCAUCAUCAUCGUCCUCUUCCGACAGUGACAGCUCGUCUUCCUCCGAUAGCGACUCAUCUGACAGCGACUCCGACUCCGAAAGCGAAAGCGAGAAGAAGCCCGCCAAGGUCGCCAAAGUCGAGAAGCCCGCAAAGAAAGAAAAGGCAGACAAGAAGGAGAAGAAGGACAAGAAGCCCACUGCCGAGGCCAAGUCUUCUUCCAGCUCUGCUGCCUCCAGCGUAACUCUGGCCGACGCCCCUGCACCGGUCGACACUAUUAUGGUUCCCGCCAGCUCAGCCAUUGGUCAAGCUGAAGGCACUGCCGCACCCUCAAACGAUGCCGAGGAGCACAUGCACCCCAGCCGUAAGCGCAAGCUCGGAUAUGGUGAGGCCGAACAGCAAGUCGCUGUCCCCGCCACUGAGGAAAACAUCAAGCGCGCAAAGAAGGAGAACGUCCCUUUCAGCCGCAUUCCCAAAGACCAAUGGGUCGAUCCUCGUCUGGCCAGCAAUGCUUUCGUGCCCUAUGAUUAUGCACAGAAGGCACACGAGUCCUUGAUCGUCACCAAGGGCAAGGCAUUCACCAAGGCCAAGAACAAGGGCAAGCGUGGAAGCUACAGAGGUGGUGUUAUCGACCAGACCCCCAAGGGCAUCCAGUUCGAGGACUAGGUACUUUGAGGUUUCAUACGAAGAUCAGACUAUACAAAAGAGUCAAAGCGAGGAGUUUUCAUGUUGCACAAAACAGAGCCUCAAAUUUUCGCAAACUGAUUAAAUAAGAGACCUUCUUCCUACAUCACACACUUCUAUCUUGCCGAGAAAUUUGACAACGUGAUUCAGACUGAACUGGCUGUCACCAACACGAUGCAGAGAACAGCGAGACAGCUAUACGUGAACUUUUUGUGGGCUGGAUGUAAAGACUCCUGUCUCCUCACCUCUCGCGUCACAGCUAUCUCAAGCUUCUCAAUUUCCACACCAUAUCCCCAUUCUGAGAG
Messenger RNA from Aureobasidium subglaciale EXF-2481, 1894 nucleotides. RefSeq lists its product as uncharacterized. NCBI's taxonomy places the organism in Eukaryota, Fungi, Ascomycota, Dothideomycetes, Dothideales, Saccotheciaceae. Gene Ontology annotation, cellular component: nucleolus; nucleoplasm. The transcript has 3 exons. The coding region runs from base 411 to 1571 and encodes 386 amino acids. The record is from RefSeq and is a predicted model, not a curated record. Gene Ontology annotation, molecular function: protein binding.